Messenger RNA from Guillardia theta CCMP2712, 588 nucleotides. RefSeq lists its product as hypothetical. Gene Ontology annotation, biological process: protein hydroxylation; positive regulation of translational termination; negative regulation of gene expression. The transcript has a single exon. Gene Ontology annotation, cellular component: nucleus; cytoplasm. Gene Ontology annotation, molecular function: sequence-specific DNA binding; histone H4R3 demethylase activity. The record is from RefSeq and is a predicted model, not a curated record. Lineage: Eukaryota; Cryptophyceae; Pyrenomonadales; Geminigeraceae. Bases 1 to 588 code for a protein of 195 amino acids.
AUGCGAGCUUGGUACUUCCAGGAAGAUCAUCCGGAGCUGCUCCAAGACUUUCCUAAUCCUCCUGAGUGCUUUCCCGACAAGUUCAAGGCUCUUGCUACAGAGUUCCAGCCUCCUUUCACUUGGAUCUUCAUCGGACCUCAAGGCGCCUUUUCUCCCCUCCACCGAGACAUCUGGUACACGUGCGCAUGGAUGGCGCAGUUCCAAGGGAGAAAGCGCUUCCUUUUCGUUCCUCCCAAGGACCUCAAGCUGGUCUAUCGCAAGCUCGAGGAUAAGGAGGAAUACCUGGACCUGCGGGCCCCGGAUCUGGAGCGUUUCCCUUCCUACCGACACGCGAACUUCAUCGAGGCCGUGCUAGAACCUGGCGACCUGCUGUACAUUCCUAGCAGAUGGCCGCACUUUGUUGAGUGCCUUACCGACUCAGUCUCUCUGACCAGCAACUUUGCCAACGUCGUUAACUUCAAGCAUGUUCUGAUCCCUUACACCCGCUGGCUGGAGAAGCGACAGGCCGCCAUCCAGCUCAUGAAGGGAAUCAUGAAGAUGCAGCUGCGAUCCUCGGGGGAAGAUGGGGAACAACAAGGAUUGUUGUGA